AUAAAUAUAAUGAUAAUGAUAACAUUAGGAAACGAUAUUAGCCAUUGCUAUGUAUGUGUAUAGGUGUGUGAGCUUUAACCAAGUUCGAAUCGAAUCACUGUGUCACUCUGAUCAACUAGGCUAUAAUCUAAAGUUAAUUAGAGGAUUUUCUUUAUGAAUCAGUCCAACGGAAUUGACUGAGAGGUAAACUCAAGCAGAGAGAUUCAUGGAGGUCUUUCCUCCGGCACGAGGACAUGUCUCAUUAUGGAUCCAUCAGAGAGCUUCCGCUUUCAGGCAUUUACAAGAAGUGUUACUUUGAUGAUUUCCACCAGAACUAAGGAUGGUUUCACCUCAUACAUUUAAUCAAACAGAGGUUGAGAACACCUUCUUCUUGAUACUGACAGAAAGAUAUUGGCGUGGAAAACAUUUCGGGGGUAGAAUUACCAAAGUUCACCAAUACCCUUCUCGUAUGUCUUUCAAACACGAUUUUAAGUAGAAGGAACUGUUUCUGUUACUCAAGCAUGAUUGGUAAUGGGACAAUGUGUUCGUGUAGAAAACAUUUCCGAAAACAUUGGACAACUAUCUUCUUCAUAUUGUUCAUGUGUUGUGGUUUAUAUGCCUAUUUGUACGAAAGAAUUAAUACCACUAAGAAAAAUGCUUUCCGGAAGUCAAACGGCACUGAGAGGGACAACUCCAAUGGACAACUACAAAAUCUUGAACCCGAUGUUCCUGGAUCUAUGAAUGGUGAUAACGCAAUUUCAGUCAGAGGAAAUAUUGGUAUUUCGACAAGUGUGGUCAGAAGUAGAGACCCGGUGGGUAAAGAACUGAAGGCCAGGUUCAACAUUGGUCAUUGGAAUUCUUCAACAGUUUCCAGGGAAUACCAUCACCAUUAUCCUGUGAACUGCAGUGGGAUUAUCCAAGGGGACCCCUUAUCCCUGGAAAGAUCAAAGACGAUCCUCACUUGGACAAAUGUCGAAGGACGAACGCCAAUGCCUUCGGAUGAGGUAGUUGCAACGUGGACGCGCAACUGUGAUUAUUACAGAAAUAACCGGAAGUACCCAACUGAGGCAAUGUCACUUGAAGAAUUGGACUUUCCCCUAGCCUAUAUACUGCUUGUGCACAAGGAAGCAGCGCAAGUGGAGAGGCUGCUCCGGUCCAUCUAUCAUCCACAGAAUGUAUACUGCUUCCACGUGGAUGCCAAUGCGGACGACGAAUUUAGCACGGCGAUCCUUGGAUUGUCCCGUUGCUUUGACAAUGUCUUUGUAGCUUCAAAGCUUGAGAAAGUCCAGUACAGGGGAUUCUCUCGUCUUCAGGCGGAUAUCAACUGCAUGGAAGAUCUGGCAUCCUGGAGUGGGUCUCGCUGGAAGUAUGUUAUCAAUCUUUGUGGUCAAGACUUUCCUUUGAAAACCAACCUGGAGAUUGUACACCAGGUGAAAGCCUAUGGAAGUUACAAUGAUAUCCCUGGUGUAUAUCCGAAACAAACUGAAUGGUUUGUUAACCGGACCCGGAACCACCAUCGCGUGGUAAAUGGAAUAUUGCAGAUCACAGGAAUUGUAAAACCUCCACCACCUCAUAAUGCUAAAAUAUACUUUGGAAAUGCUUACUAUGUCGCCAGCAGACGAUUCGUGGAAUUCAUUCUCAACAACAGAACCGCUAAGGAUUUGCUAUAUUAUCUCGAAGAUACGAACAGUCCGGAUGAGCACUACUGGAUCACCAUGAGUCGUUUCCCGGAUGCACCAGGUGGAUAUCCGUACUCGUCAUGGCGAUCCUCCGCUCGGUUUAUCCGGUGGACCGUGUCGGAUGAACAUCCACCCUGCAUCGGAAAGUAUGUACGGCAAGUCUGUGUUAUUGGGUCCGGAUAUCUACCCUAUGUUACCAGUCUACCGCAUUUAUUUGUAAACAAAUUGCAUUACGAUUACGAUCCGAUUUCGUUGCAAUGUCUAGAGGAGAUGCUGGAUUACCGCACAAUAUUUCCCAAUGCAUUAGCUGAUUUCGUUCCGGUUUACCCGUUACAUGACCUUUUUCCAAAUAACCCGCAGACAGAAAAACAACAAUAUCAGUGAAAGCAACGAUGGGCAUCGGGUUUUUUUUUAUUAUGUUUUAAUUGCCCUGAUUACAUCUAGACGUUCUUCCUAGUAUCUGCGGCAUAUUUUGCAAGAAAGCUGCAGACACCGAUCCACUCAUUUCCAUCAUGUCCAUAAGUGUGCAGAAAUGAAUAUACUAAUUAACAGACGUUACGUUUGGCCACGUGUUCUUUUAAAUGCAAGUGAUACACAAGGCCAUCGUACAACUUGCAAGUACUUCUUACGUCCAACGCAGAGAUGGCCUGAGGGGUCACUCAGACGCACCCUACUGGUUUAAAAAUUGCACCUUGAUUCUGCUUAGCAUAUGCGGGGCUAUUGAAUCCUGGGUCCCAUAAAGUUACUUUGCCAUCCAAAGAUAUACUCCAUGGGAUUCUAAAAUUGAUUGCCAACUAAAUAGUGUUGACAUUGUAGUAACCAAUGGAUGGGAAAGAUUAAUAUAAUAGCAAUUGUCUUGCAAGGAGACCCCGGAUGUUUGGUGUAUACAAAUAAUUAUAUCAUGCUUUGACUAAGUGCAGCGGUAAUCAUUUGCCCGAGGAUUGACUGGCAAUUACUUUAAAAAGAAACACACAUACGGGUCAUAGGACGUUGUUUGUAGUCGGCCUAUCUGCGGUAAGCUGUGACUAAGGUCUUGGCCCACAAAGACUCGUUAUGAUAAAAAUGUAGAAUCUCUUAAUAACAAAAUUGUUUACGACGGGUGGAUUCACUUAUAGCGAUAAAGAAAUUUCAAAACGCUCCCAAAACAGUUACAUAUACCUUGAGAUAAAUAGAUGAAUAUCAUUUGAAUGAUUCCAGUAGCUUUAAAAUAUUCUUUGAAAUAAUAUGUUCUCAUAACGUGUCAUAUGAAACGACCCCAAGGUUCUAAUCAAAUCUUAUAUAGAUAUUUGUUUGUUUGUAAGGUGUCAGUAAUCGUAAAUCUGCUCAUUAAAAAUGAUUUUAUGAAAAGAUC
Messenger RNA from Lytechinus variegatus (green sea urchin), 3009 nucleotides. Its product is annotated as beta-1,3-galactosyl-O-glycosyl-glycoprotein beta-1,6-N-acetylglucosaminyltransferase-like. Gene Ontology annotation, molecular function: acetylglucosaminyltransferase activity. Bases 501 to 2042 code for a protein of 513 amino acids. The transcript has a single exon. Gene Ontology annotation, cellular component: membrane. The record is from RefSeq and is a predicted model, not a curated record. NCBI's taxonomy places the organism in Eukaryota, Metazoa, Echinodermata, Echinoidea, Temnopleuroida, Toxopneustidae.